GACCUUCCACAUGCAUAUCAUGACCUUAUAACUCAUUAUUUUUCCUAUAUUAUACCCCACAUUCACUUACCCUUCCACAAUCCUUGCAUGAUUAACCGGCCUUUAAUCUAUAAAAAUGACCCUAACAAUUUGAUUCUCUCAACAGUCAUAAACUCAUUGUCUGUUCUAUUCCAUUCCAUUUCGUUUACAUUCUACGCAAUGGCGUCUCUUGGAAACCAACUUUCUUUCUUAUUGUUAGUACUUUUCCUCUCACCCCAAAUUCAAGCAAGAGAAGGUAAAUUCUUUAGUUUCUUUUCUCAUUUCAAAACCACUCACAAAGUUGAAGAUCCUCAAUUACCAGCACCGACACCUGCACCGACAACAGCACCAACACUGGCACCGGCACCAGGACCAACACUAGCACAAGAGCCAGCAUCAGCACCAGAAAUUGGAACAACUACUAUACCAUCAGGACCAGCACCGGAACCCGAAUUUUUAGUCGAAAAGGAGGGACAUGGUUACGGUCUCUAUGGCAUUGAUUCUAGCCAAUAUUCUUCAACCAAGGAAACUCCAAAAACUAUAACAGACUUUGAAAAUGAGCUUCUUAAUGAAGAUCUCAAUGAUAAUAAGAGCUACAAAAAAGGAUAUCCUCAAACCAAUCUCCACAACAACAAUGAAGUUUACACAAAAAACUACAACAAUGAAGAGUACAACCACAACAAUGAAGAGUACAAGAACAAUUACAACAACAACAACAAUGAAGUGUACACAAAAAACUACAACGGCGAAGAGUACAAGAACAAUUACAGCAAUAACAACAACAAUGAAGUGUACACAAAAAACUACAGCAAUGAGGAAUACAAGAGCAAUUAUGGCAAUGGUUAUGAGAGGAAAAGAGAAGGAAUGAGUGACACAAGGUUUAUGGAGAAUGGAAAGUACUCUUACAAUGUAGAUAGGGAAAAUGAGAAUUAUAAUAAAGAAAAUGGAUAUGAAUCAGGGAGAGGAAGUACUGAAAAUGAAGGUAACUAUGAAAAAAACCAGUAUCCAAAUGAGUUUGAGACAAUGGAAGAGUAUGAGAGACAACAAGAAGCACAAGGUUACACAUUCAGCAAACCAUGAUGAGUGUUCUGUUCUUUUUUUAUAUAUAUGACAUACAAAACAAGAAAAUAUUAAGUAACGAGAUAAUUGUGAUGCUUUAUUUUCAAGUUUUAUGCAUCCAUGAUCUUGCACAGUUUCAUGUUUUUCUGUGUGAGGUUCUAUUCUAUCUUCUUUGUGGAAACUAUUUAACAUUUUGUGUUAAUGUAACAAUCAUUUUGUGUUAAUGUAUUUAACAAUCAGAAAGCACAA
Trifolium pratense (red clover) is the source of this 1326-nucleotide messenger RNA. RefSeq names its product TBC1 domain family member 5 homolog A-like. The record is from RefSeq and is a predicted model, not a curated record. Lineage: Eukaryota; Viridiplantae; Streptophyta; Magnoliopsida; Fabales; Fabaceae. Bases 88 to 1098 code for a protein of 336 amino acids. The transcript has a single exon.